CCGCUUCUAAGUGCUGUAAAUUCUGUUGUGUAAUGUAAAAAAGAAAUCUAUAUUUUGACAUAAUUUCUAUGGGAUCUUGAAAUUUCCUGGUGUAUAAAGGAAUAAAUUUUCAUUCCUGCUAACUUACUGUUUUGAAGAUGGCUUAUCAUGAUAAUCUCCGAACCAUCCCAUUAGCAUCAGAGUCUGAAGAAGAUGGAGAAAUUGAAAAAGAGAGUUCUGCCCAAAAAGAUGUAUCCAAUGACGAUAGUGAAAGUUCAAAAGAAGAUAAUGACGACUCUCUAGAUAUUAAGCCGCCACAAGCAAAUCUGAAGUCCAGAGAUAGUGGUCAUCGUCAUGAAGAUAAAAAGAAGAGUAGGCAUUCAAGAAAACAUGAAUCAAGAAGACGAGAACACCACCGAACACAUGAACGAAAUCCCAGACGGGAAGGUAGGUCUUCUCGACCGGCAGACUCAAGUAGGAAAGGAAACAGAGAGAUGGAAAAUCGUACAGUCCGUUACAGGGACGAACCAAUCAAUAGGGAGAAGGAGCGAGAGUUCCGUAAAGGUAUCGAAACAACUGUUGUGAGGGAUGUCCGGGACAUCAGAGUCAAAAAAGAUCUCCGAGAGGGUAGAGAGAGGAUAGUGGAAGCAAAAAGCAAAGAAGAAAGGCAUUCUGAUGGGAUUGAAGAGAAUAUGGCCUACUGGAGGAACAAACGACUUAAGUUUAUUGAAAGACAAAGAGAGCAGGACAGAGGACAACCAGAAAGAAAUUUUUCUCGAAGAGAAGCAGAAAGUCAGGCAUCUGGGAGAGAUCUACGUGAGAAACUUCGUGAAAAAGAGAGGCUCCAGCAGGAGAAGGAGAGACGUUUGGAAAGAUUUCGAAGCCCUUCUAAAGAUCAUGAAUCAGGUGCUCCACCUUCAGAAGAAAAGAAAAGUAAAAGUCUUCAUAUAUCUCCUGAGCCCUUUGUUGAUGAAGAACAAAUGGAAUAUGAGGAUAAGGAGGUAGAAAUUAGUGAAGAAAGUGAUGUACAGAGUGAUGAUAAAGAUGACACUGAAAGUGAAUCAGAUAGCAGUGACAGUGACACAGAAGAUUCCAGUCAUUCAAAAAUGGAUGAAGAUGAAGGUCAUGGUCAGGAAUCAUCAGGUGAAGAAGAGGAAGAACCAACCCCUUCCUCUGAACAGAAAGUAGAGGAAACUCCAAAGCCGGCUUCCCCACCAAAACCACCUCCUGCCCCAGAAACAGCUCCUAAGCUCCCUCCUUACUUGCCAGCCAUCCAAGGUUGUCGCAGCGUGGAGGAGUUUCACUGCCUCAACCGUAUUGAAGAGGGAACCUACGGAGUCGUCUACAGAGCAAGGGAUAAGAGAACAGAUGAAAUUGUGGCUUUGAAACGAUUGAAAAUGGAGAAAGAAAAAGAAGGCUUCCCCAUCACUUCCCUUCGUGAAAUUAAUACACUGUUGAAAGCUCAACACGACAAUAUUGUGACUGUUCGGGAAAUUGUUGUUGGGAGCAACAUGGACAAAAUUUACAUAGUCAUGGACUAUGUUGAACAUGACUUGAAAAGUUUAAUGGAAACAAUGAAGCAACCAUUUUUAGUUGGUGAAGUGAAAACACUAAUGAUUCAGCUAUUGUGUGCAGUUGCACAUCUACAUGACAAUUGGAUACUUCAUAGAGAUCUCAAGACAUCCAAUCUGUUACUGAGUCAUAAAGGUAUCCUUAAGGUUGGGGAUUUUGGACUGGCAAGAGAAUAUGGCUCACCUCUUAAACCUUACACUCCUAUUGUUGUCACCUUGUGGUACAGGGCACCAGAGCUAUUGCUUGGAACAAAACAAUAUUCAACACCGAUCGAUUUAUGGUCUGUGGGUUGUAUCUUUGGAGAGCUGCUCACCAUGAAACCUCUGUUCCCUGGAAAAUCUGAGAUUGAUCAACUGAACAGGAUUUUCAAAGAUCUGGGUACCCCAAGUGAAAAAAUAUGGCCCGGAUACAGCGAAUUACCUUUGGUGAAAAAAGUAACCUUCACAGAAUACCCUUAUAACAAUCUAAGGAGUCGCUUUGGGCACAAUUUUACAGAUCUUGGCUUUGAUCUUUUGAAUAGAUUCCUGACAUACAAUCCGACUCGACGAAUCACUGCUGAGGAGGCACGCAAGCAUGAAUUCUUUAAUGAGAAACCCAAGCCCAUCGCUCCUUCCAUGUUUCCCACUUGGCCAGCCAAGAGCGAGCAAAUGCACCGGAAGCAGGUGCACAGCCCUAAACCUCCUUCUGGUGGAAAACAGUACGCUAGGCAGAUGGGUGAAGCAGAUGAUGAAGGUCUGAUGGCUGCAGCAGGAUUUCACAUGGCCGGUGCACAAGAGGGACACUCAGCAAAAGGACCUGGUUUUAGCCUGAAGUUUUGAUUCUACAAAAUGAGCCUGUAACUUUCAAUGAACAUUUUAUGUACAGCAUGUAUCAUCUGUUUUCUCAUACAGUCAAAUCUCUUGACUUCCAAGCUCAUUUCUCAAUAAAAAGAAUAAUUUAUUUUAAAGAAA
Molecule: messenger RNA, 2501 nt
Organism: Uloborus diversus
Lineage: Eukaryota; Metazoa; Arthropoda; Arachnida; Araneae; Uloboridae
Product: cyclin-dependent kinase 11B-like
Exons: 17
Coding region: 138-2369 (743 amino acids)
Biological process (GO): protein phosphorylation; regulation of mitotic cell cycle
Cellular component (GO): nucleus
Molecular function (GO): cyclin-dependent protein serine/threonine kinase activity; ATP binding
Source: RefSeq, a predicted model, not a curated record